Molecule: messenger RNA, 4251 nt
Organism: Rotaria sp. Silwood2
Lineage: Eukaryota; Metazoa; Rotifera; Eurotatoria; Philodinida; Philodinidae
Source: the annotation of a GenBank genome assembly
AUGACAAAAUGUCUUUUCAAGGCUUUAAAAGCCGUUGACCUCGAUCAACAUGUUGGAUUAUUUCGUUCACUUGGUUAUGAUUCAGCUGGUGCAUUAGCACGUUUUCGUGCUGAACAUUUUGAAAAAUUGAAUUUUAAUGAACAAGAACUACUUCGUCUUAUUGCUUUACUUGAUGUUCUAAAAGAAGCAACACAUGAAGGAAAGAUUUGUCCACAUUAUUUUAAUUCAACUAAAACAAAUAAACAACAAUCAACAAUAAAAUCUGUUCCCAUUCAAGCCAGUUGGAGUGACGAAACUGUUCAACAACGAAAUUCUCAAUUAACAAUAAAAAAACAAUCAAAUGGAAAUUUAAAACCAAAACGAUUAAUAAGUUCAAUGGGAAUUACUGGACGUUCAUCUUCAGCAUCAAUGGCAACAAUGAAAUCAAUUAAAAAUCAUUCCAAUGAAGUUAUUUCACAAAGAUCAUCAACAGUUGUUAGUCGACAACAUUCUAUUAUAUCAACAAGAAAUAAUAAUCAACGAUAUUUAGGACCAAAAUCAUUUUUAACUCGACCAGCAAUUCAACAUGUUAAAGUUAAAUCAUAUAAUUACGGUAUUCCAAGUAAUAAACGUUCACGAAAUAUUUCAUAUCGUGCUAAUUAUCAAUUUUCAUCAAAAAUUCAUCAUGGUUCAAUAUUUGUUUCGUCUUCACAUCAUACAAAUGAUACAGUCUCGUAUGCUAAACCAGCUGAAAUAUAUGUUUAUGCUCGAAAACGACCAUUAUUAUCUACGGAAUCUAAUUUUCAAGAUUCGAUAGCUGUACCAGAUAAUAAACGUAUUAUUAUUUCAGAAAAUAAAGCAAAUCUUGAUUGUACACCGUUACUUAAAAAGACAGAAUUUGAAUUUGACCAAGUAUUCGGAUCUGAUGUAUCAAAUAAACAUAUAUUCGAAUCUACUGUAUUGCCAUUUAUAUCAACAAGUCAUCGUCAUAAUUUAACAUAUAUUUGUUUUGGACAAACAGGAUCUGGUAAAAGUCAUACAAUAUUUGGUAGUAAAAAUAACGAUGGUUUAUUAAUUUAUUGUACACAAUUACUUUUACAAGAGAUUAAUUUCGAAAAUAAACUUGUUUGUUCAUUUUAUGAAAUAUAUAAUAAUCAAGUAUAUGAUUUAGUUAAUGCUGGAAAAAGAUUAUUUGUACGUGAAGAUGGUGAACAUCAUGUUAAUGUAAUUGGUGCAACUGAAAUUCUAUUAAAAACCUUAGAUAGUUUACGUUGUGUUAUUGAUGAUGGUCUAACAAGAAGACAUCAUGGAAAAAGUGCAUUUAAUUCGAAUUCAUCUCGAUCACAUGCUGUUUUUCAAAUAACAUUAAAAACUAAUUAUGAUUCAUCCGAGAGUUUUAGACUUAUAUUCAUCGAUUUGGCAGGUAGUGAACGUGCAACAGAUGCUCAACAUAAUCAACGACAAACUCGUCGUGAAGGUGCACAAAUAAAUUGGUCAUUAUUAGCAUUAAAAGAAUGUAUUCGUUCAAUGGAUAUGACACAUUCUCAUGCACCAUUUCGACAAAGUAAAUUAACACAUAUACUACGUGAUUCACUUAUUGGUUCAAAAACACGUACAUGUCUUAUGGCAAAUGUAUCUCCACCUGAUGAUUGUUGUCAAUGUUCAUUAAAUACUCUUCAAUAUGCUUCUCGUAUUCGUGAUAUCAGUAUUCGUCAUCGACAUCGAUCAAUGCCAGUGACAAAUAUAGAAGUGAAUUAUUUUGAUGAUACUUUGAAAGAAGAAGAAAUUCUUCAAGAAAAACCACAACGAACAUUUAAACCAGCAACAGCAUCAACACCAGUUCAUCGACUUAUUUCGUCAGUUGAUCAAAACAUUUAUAUGUCAAUAAAUCAAACAGAUGGUGUUACUCGUACCACAAAACCAAUCGAUAUUGAUUGGCAGAUAGCCGAUGAUGAUAUUCCAAUAAGUGGUGGUGGAGAUAAUCUUCCAUUAAAAUCAUUAACAUCAUCAACACGUGAAUUUCUUAUAAAUUCAAAUACUAAUAAUCAACUACAAUAUAAUAAACAUAAUAUAAAUCUAUUUCAACAAAAGAAAACAAAUGAUAUUGAUGAAAGUCCAUCAAGUUAUUUUCCACAACCACAAUCGAAUAUUAAAACAUCUUCAUCAAUAAAAAUAAAUGAAAUCAAACGAUCCUAUAAUAAUUCACAUCUUAUGUAUGAUGAUGGUAAUGAACGACAAUGGAAAAUUGUUCCAGCUCCAACAACUAAUCGUCUUUCAAAUUCAUCUAUUGAACCAUCAAAUACAACUAGAAUUAUUCAUGUUGCUCCUAUUCAAAUACCUGAUGACAAUCCAUAUAAUAGUACAACAGGUACAGAAAGUCUUGGAACUAAAAUAACAAAAGUAGCAACUCAUAGUCAACGAUAUCAAGCACCUAUAAUACAAAAUGGAUUAGUUGAAAAUUUAGAUUUAUAUAAACAAUAUGAUCCAAGUACAAUUAUAACAGAUACUGAACAAACACUCUAUUCAGAUCGACAAGCAACACAACGAGAUCAAACAGAAUUUUUUACUAAUCGUGAUGAAUUAUUAUCGAUUUUAUCAAAUCGAUUAACAAGUACUAAUCGACGACCAUCAACAGUAACAACUCCAAAAACAAGAAAAUUAAGUUCUAAAAAUGAACUUUUAAAUUCAUCUUAUUCAAAUAAAUCAAAAAAUUCAUCUUUAUCAACAAAUAAAAUUCGUCAAAAAACUCGUCUUAUCAAAUCUGCAUCAUCAACAAGUAGUUUAGCAAGUGUUAAUCGAGAAAAAAAAUCUACAUUUGAUAAUAAAAAACCAAAAGUUACCUUAUCAAAUAAUCUUCAAAAAUUUCAUUCAACUAUUCGAUCUUCACCAAAUCGUCAUCGUCAUCAUCAACAACAACGAACAGUACCAUUACGUGUUCAGCACAGUUCAGAUUCUGAAGAACAUGAUAAAACACGUCAUAAUACUCAUCGUCGAAAAACAUAUUCAUCAAAAAAUACAUCAUAUUCGACACGUAAUGAAAUUUGUCAAACAACAAAUAAUAUUCAUAGAAUGAAAAAUGAACAAGAACAAACGGAUGAAUAUUUUUUUCAUGAACAAAGAAAUGUUAGUAAGAUAACUGGACAAUCACCAUUAUUAUCAGUACCAGCUUCGACACCUAUACCAAUAUCAGUAUCUUCACCAGUAUUAAUACCAAGUAAUUUACUUCAGGCGCCACUCGAUCAAGUUAAACUUGUUUUUAAUCGAACAUUAGAGCAACCAAUAUCACCAUUAUUAUUGUCAUCAAAUAUUAAUAAUCCAUGGCCAACAUCAACAUCAUAUAGUUCACCAUCAAAGGAUUUCGGCGCACGAGUAUCUGAUCAAUUAAAUGCAUUACGUACAUUACUUGAAACUCGUCUUGUAGAACAAGAUGAAACAAAACAAGAGAAAAAAGAUUCAUCAAUUCUUGAAUCAUCUCCAGGUAAAUAUGCUCGAGAAUUUCUUCAAUCACUUCGUCAAUCACCAUUGAAAAAUAAUUCAAGAGAAUUAAUUAAUGAUUUUAUUGAUGAUGAUAUAGAAGUAGAAAGAAAUUUUCAUAAAAAUAAAAAUAAUAAUAACACGAAAAAUGGAAAAAUACAACACUAUGAAGGUGAUAUUUUAUCGACAACAACAACAUCUUCAAAUCAACAUGGAUAUUCAUCAAUUCAUAGUCAUCAUUAUGAACCAGUCAUACAGCCAAGUUUAUCAUCUCUUUCAGAUGAACUCAAUCAAGCGAAAGUUAGUUCAAGCUUAACACCUUCAUCGACAUCAACAAUAACAUCAAAUCUUGCAGCUAAAAUUGAUACACAAGCACGAAAUUUAUCAAGUCAAGCUGAUGAUAUUCACUCACAUCAAUCAACUAAUGAAAAUUAUCAAGCAGCAAAUGAUACGAAAGGUAUUCGUGGUAAUGUUAGUAAUCCAACAAGUGAUAGUGAACGUACAUCACAAGUAAAUUCAACAUUACAAAAUCCAUUUACAAGAACAUCAUCAGCAGGUUCAAGUUCAAAUGAAUCUCGAUCACGUUCACCUAUUCUUAUUCCACCAUUUAGUACAUUUGAUAUAGCUAGUAGUACAAAUAAUGGUCAUGAUCAUUUAUUAGAUAGUGGCAAGGGUAGUUCAUUUCUUACAGGUUCUUCAUUCGAUGCAUUAUUGAACAGUCUUAAAAGUAUGCGUGAAAAAGAUCUUGGCUUUUCUGUACGUACCAGCGACGAUAAACUCAUUGCUGUUGUCGAUUAG